Molecule: messenger RNA, 2362 nt
Organism: Gadus macrocephalus (Pacific cod)
Lineage: Eukaryota; Metazoa; Chordata; Actinopteri; Gadiformes; Gadidae
Product: 5-hydroxytryptamine receptor 3A-like
Exons: 8
Coding region: 389-1606 (405 amino acids)
Biological process (GO): chemical synaptic transmission; signal transduction; monoatomic ion transmembrane transport
Cellular component (GO): synapse; neuron projection; membrane
Molecular function (GO): neurotransmitter receptor activity; transmembrane signaling receptor activity; extracellular ligand-gated monoatomic ion channel activity
Source: RefSeq, a predicted model, not a curated record
UAUGGUUAAUUUUUUGUUUGUUUAAGGUUUUGGACAAGUUGAUUCAGGGAAGGAAGUGGCACUGGAGACUGAGGUGGUCGUGGAGGAAGUUGUAAAGGAAGAGGAAGUUGGACAAGUCGAUUCGGGGAAGGAAGUGGCACUGGAGACUGAGGUGGUCGUGGAGGAAGUUGUAAAGGAAGAGGAAGUUGGACAAGUCGAUUCGGGGAAGGAAGUGGCACGGGAGACUGAGGUGGUCGUGGAUGAGGUUGUAAAGGAAGAGGCGACUGUGUCGAUAAGUGACAGUAAAGGGGUUAAACAGUUGCUGAGUUGUUCUGAGCCCAGCUCUUCGGCUCUCCUGGUAGCACUGUCACCGGUCUUUGAUUUACAGCCCAUACGACCCGUCAACGACAUGGUUAAUUUCACAGAGGUCUUGGUAUCUUUUACCCUGUAUGGAAUUCUCGGAGUGGAUGAAAAAGCUCAACUCUUGAACACUUAUAUUUGGCUUGACAUUGGAUGGAAGAAUGAGUUCAUCAGCUGGGAUCCAGAACAGUGCGGCACCGACCAGAUUUCACUACCUAGAAGCAAAUUCUGGAUACCAGAUAUUGUCAUCAAUGAAUUUAUGGCUAAGAACACAGCCCCAGCUGUGCCUUUUUUACAUGUCCAUUCUGAUGGUUGGAUCUACGACUUCAGCCCAGUCAGAGUGGUUAGCUCCUGCAACCUGAACAUCUACGCCUUCCCCUUCGACGUCCAGAACUGCACUUUCACCUUCGGUUCCUACAUGCACACAUCCAAGGACAUCAGGGUUGAACUGAACAUUCCCAUAAAGGAGAUUCUGAAGAACUCAAUGGAAGUGAUGACUACUGUAGGAGAGUGGCAGCUCAUCGAUAUCAUUGCUUAUAAAGAGUCACACAAUGCAGAACCACCGUACGGAAGUGAUGAGCUUGUGUUUCACAUUGGUCUGAGGCGUAGGUCCACUCUCUAUGUGGUCAACCUGAUCAUCCCCAGCUGCUUCCUGAUCACAGUGGACCUCUUCAGCUUCCUGCUACCCCCACAGAGUGUGGACCGCUCGGCCUUUAAGAUGACCCUCAUCUUAGGCUACACCGUCUUCCUGUUGCUUAUGAAUGACUUGCUGCCGGUCACUGGCAACACCAUACCACUCAUAAAUGUUUUCUUCUCUCUUUGCCUGGCUCUGAUGGUGGCCAGCCUGUUGGAGACAAUCCUCAUCACCAACCUCCACUCAAGCUCCAGUCGCCUUGCUCCUGUCCCCCGCUGGGUGAGAGUCGUUUUCCUUCAGACCCUGGGGUGUUGUGUUGGUCUGCCUUCAAAGCCACCAAAAGAACAUUCAACAGAUCCCAAUGAUGCAGUGGAGGAGGGCGGCGUUUACAUGAAUCCUCCAGGGGCCAAACAUCUAGUAGACACAACCCUGGACGCACUGAGGAAGUUGGGCAGAGACCUCCAGGCCAUCCGGCGGCAGGUGGACCGGCAGCAGAGAGGGAACCACAACUCUGAGGAGUGGACCCAGGUGGCAGGCGUCAUCGAUCGCUUUCUGUUUUGGCUCUAUGCCGUCUUCAUAAUAGUCAGCUUUGUAGUCAUGAUUUGUAUCUGGGCCUCUUCAUACAGCAAAUAAAAUAAUGUGUUUAGACAAGGGUUCCAUAAAUGUUAUAUAGCGGCCAAGAUUUGUGUUGCCUUUUGUAGUCUUCUAGGUAUUCUUUCCUUAUAUUCGAAAUACAUUUGAGUAAGUUUAGUCAGUAUGAUUGUUACUUAGGAGAGGUUCAAUACACCAUUCCAGGCAUCACUUUUUGUUUAAUUAAUGCUAUGCUUUAAAAUCUGCCAUCGUCCAAUUUGAUUGAAUCAAAAUAAAACAUUUUGAUAAUUUUGUUUUAUUUUACAAAAAUGACUUGCAUAUAUGUUGUUGGUGAUGUUAUUGUUAUGAAUUAUUUUAAUAUGAACAAGGGAGAGUAAUAGGGAAGGGUCUGAGUUUAUUUGUAACCCGUAAAGAUAUUUAAUCGCCAUGCAUUUGAUAACCUUGAUUUAAUUGAACGGAAAAUGUUGUAUAGCUUGCUAGACUGGCUUUAAUGUAACCUUUCAACAGAACACCACUUCUGGAAAUUUGACUUUCAUACAUAACGGUGUAUAUUUUCGAAGUUUUGCAAACAACAUGUGAACAUUGUGGGUUAGUGUUGUGUUUUUAAGUUGAAAAGCAUGCAUUUGACGCUGAUUGCAGGAUUGGUGCCUGAUUCUGCGUCAAGUGCUCUGUUGGUUUGUCUAGGCUCUGUGAAGCCUGGUCUACUAUGCUGUAGACACUGUCAGUUAACUUCCAUAUCUAUCAAUUGCCGUUUGCUGCUUUUAAAUAAACAGAGCCGUUUAUAAUAGGCACAUAAUG